Messenger RNA from Somion occarium, 1530 nucleotides. The record is from the annotation of a GenBank genome assembly. NCBI's taxonomy places the organism in Eukaryota, Fungi, Basidiomycota, Agaricomycetes, Polyporales, Cerrenaceae.
GUCUCCCUCGGGCUUUCUACUACUGUAGCAGUGAACGUCCUCUCAGGUGCAUGUCAGCCACUAGCAGCUGGUCCGCCUUCUUUGCGGCUGUCUUCCGCAAAAAUUGGAGGAUAUGGAUCCACUGCUCGUAAAUCCAAGGCUUACUCUUAACUUUCCCUUACUCCUACACUCACUUAUCGGUCUGGUACCUUGUCAACGUGCUGAGCACCUCCGUUCUCCAGCUUUUCUUCUUCUAUCGAUAUAAUAUGACUGUUCCACGUUCUCUCUUGUUUUCCGCUCUAUUUGCAACACUUUCUUUUGGCAGCUUGACGCCUACGUCUCCGGGUCCUGGAAAUUCGUUCAAUGCUGGCUCAUCAUGCCCUAUCGUUUGGGAAGCGGAUACCACAGGAAGCUGGACUAACGUGACCAUUGAUCUUAUGUCGGGCUCCAAUAACAAUAUGUCUCUGGUCACAAAUGUUGUCUCAGGCUUGGACGGGACUAAUAGCAGCCUCACACCAUAUCUAUGGACAUGUCCUGGUGUAGACCCGAAUUCCGCUAUUUACUUCUACCAGUUCACAAGCGGCAACCACUCCGCAAAGUGGACGACACGAUUUACGAUUGCUUCGUCGGCUGGCAACAGUGUGCAGCCAGAGCAUUCUUUACAACCUAAUGGCGAUGCCAUUCCAUGGGGAGUUGGUUACCUGACCGAAACGGAGGAGUGCGUCGACUCUCAAAAGGACGAAGAUGAAGAAGGAGUCCUUAGGGAGGCUUCAGACUCAGUAUCAGCCGAUCAUACCCCAACAGGUCCGGUCACUAGCACAGAGCAGAGUGACGCUAGCGUGGAAGAACCUCCUUCAAGAAGUUCAACAACACAUAACGAGGAACUUUCCACAUCUAGUCGUGCGCAGUUACCCGACAAUGAUCAAACCUCUAGUAACGCCAGUGCCACCCCGGAAACCCGAGUCCAAGAGGCUGACACCCACGAUAUCUCGUCCUCGUUUCCUCCGCAUUCUUCUACUGACCAGAUGGAUCCACCAAUUGCUUCCCGCACUGUAACCGCGUCCUCCGAAAAUCGCGUGCAAGCCACGGAUCUUACAGAACCGGACUCGCGCACCACUUCUUCUCCUGUCCCUUCUGCGAAUAGCUUGGAAGCCAAAGCAGCGAACGCGGCGGCCACUGCUCUCAUGGAAGAAGAACCUGCUCAGACAGAAACUGACACCGCUACCUCUACUGCUAGUCUCACAACGGAUGAGUCUCAAGCCUCGCUUUCAGCGGCCAGUUUACCUGUUUCGACACCGACGUCUACGCAAUGCCAAUGUCCCGGAGUACCCGCAAAUAACAAACUGAAUAAUAGGUCCUUCAGUAGCGCGAUCUCUAGUAGAAGAGUGUCAUCUGAUUGGACUACUACUCUCGUACUUGCCUUCGUCGUAAUCUGUAUUUUGUCAUGAUUUGACUUGAAUUUAGUCAACUGGCUUAUCUUGAGCACUAAUAUGAAGACAGGCUAUCACUCGGGGCGUACUCGCACGAAAUAAUGUCAUUAUCCGCUCAGUC